Poecilia latipinna (sailfin molly) is the source of this 322-nucleotide messenger RNA. RefSeq names its product nucleolin 1-like. The transcript is spliced from 2 exons. Lineage: Eukaryota; Metazoa; Chordata; Actinopteri; Cyprinodontiformes; Poeciliidae. The annotation marks the transcript as partial. The record is from RefSeq and is a predicted model, not a curated record.
CACCGUGCCUCAUGGAUGAGUUCUUUAGUGCUACUUUUUCUGUCUUUAGCUUCAGAUGAUUCCUCGGAUGAUGAGUCGCUACAAGAGAAGAAGAAACCAGCAGCAAAAGACAAAACGGAUUCUUCUCCUCCCAAAUCUGACGCCUCAGAGGACAGGAAGUCGGCUGACGACUCCGAUAACGAGCCGCUGGUGAAAACAUCCAGACCUUCAGCCAGAUCAGCGAAGAAGAAACCAGCAGUCAGGAAGAAGAAAGCUUCAGAUGACUCCUCGGACAACGAGUUGCUAAAAGAGAAGAGGAAACCAGCAGGCAGGAAGAAGAAAG